Messenger RNA from Adineta ricciae, 978 nucleotides. The record is from the annotation of a GenBank genome assembly. Lineage: Eukaryota; Metazoa; Rotifera; Eurotatoria; Adinetida; Adinetidae.
AUGAAAUUUCUUAUGACUCGUGAUCGAGAUAAUCAUCAUGGACGUCGACGUUCCCAUUCAACACAUUCAUCUUCGUCGUCUCGUUCUCCAACACCACCGUCACCGAAACGUCGUCCAGUAACCAGUGAUAAUACCGAUGAUCUGCUGCAGAAACAUAGUCGGUUCUUCUCUCGUCUACCCGAAGGCCCAUCGAGGGGAAUAAAACGAGAGAAAACAGAUUAUUCCGAUAACUAUGUUCCUUCAAGCAGUUCACGGUCACAAUACAAUCAUAAUGUUGAUCGACAUGAAUUCGAAGCUCGUCGCGAAGAACGUAUACGUAUUGCUGAAGUUGGUGCGACAGGUAUUUGGUCAAGAUCUCCUGCGCGCAUUGAUGAAGAUCUGGAAGAAAAUCUCGAGAAAAAGAAGAAAUCUUCUCAUAAAAAGAAAAAGUCCAAAAAGAAACGCCGAAAACAUUCGCGAUCGUCAUCCUCUUCAUCAUCAGCAGCUGAUGGUGACUCCGAGCCGAAAUGGGUCGAAACCAAAGCUAAAACAUCGUCGAAAUCAACUGAUCAUACUUCACACAAACAUGAUAAUGAAGAGGACGACUUCAUUGGCCCACAAUUACCCGAACAUUUGCGCCAGUCAAAUUCUUCCGGCAAAGGUUCUGGUGGUGAUAAACCUUUAGACUUCGGUAAAGCGCUUCUUCCUGGUGAAGGUGAAGCCAUGGCUAAAUACGUUGCCGAAGGAAAACGUAUUCCACGUCGUGGUGAAAUCGGUUUACAAUCGGAUGAAAUUGAACAAUUCGAAACACUUGGUUAUGUUAUGUCGGGUAGUCGUCAUCGACGUAUGGAAGCUGUACGUUUACGAAAAGAAAAUCAAGUGUAUAGUGCUGAUGAAAAACGUGCAUUAGCAACAUUCAACAGCGAAGUACGAUCGAAUAAAGAGCAAGCAUUAAUGACACAAUUUAAAAGUAUUGUCGAUUCAAAAUUGAAAAAAUAA